Messenger RNA from Struthio camelus australis, 1879 nucleotides. The record is from RefSeq and is a predicted model, not a curated record. NCBI's taxonomy places the organism in Eukaryota, Metazoa, Chordata, Aves, Struthioniformes, Struthionidae.
CAAGCCAGCAUUCAGGCUGCCGUCGCUGCCGUGCUGCGUAACACACCACAGGGCAGGAUACUCCAGUGAUGUGGAGAUGGAAUCCACCUCCUUUGUCAGAAAUAUCUUCAACGGGCAGCUUGUACCCGACAAUGUUUUCCCUUUCCCCUCUGCUCUCACAGAGGAGGAAAUGCAAUCCCUGCGAGCCUUGCUAGGUCCCUGCACCCGCUUCUUUGAGGAGAUUAACAAUCCUGCUGCAAAUGAGAAGCUGGAGUCCAUUGAGGAGGCCACCUUGGCAGGGCUGAAAGACCUGGGAGCCUUUGGGCUGCAGGUGCCUGAGGAGCUGGGAGGCACUGGGCUGAAGAACAGCCAGUACGCUCGCAUAGUGGAAGUAGUGGGACUGCAUGACCUCGGUGUGGGCAUCAGCCUCGGUGCGCACCAGUCCAUCGGCUUCAAGGGCAUCCUGCUCUUUGGGACUCCGAGCCAGAAGGAGAAGUACCUGCCCAAGCUUGCCUCUGGGGAGACCACAGCUGCCUUCUGCCUGACGGAGCCCGCUAGCGGCUCGGAUGCAGCCUCCAUCCGGACAGUGGCCGACCUCAGCCCCUGUGGCAAAUUCUACACCCUCAAUGGAGAGAAGAUCUGGAUCAGUAAUGGAGGGAUAGCUGAGAUCUUCACUGUGUUCGCCAAGACACCAAUAAAAGUAGAAGCAGGUGAAAUGAAAGAAAGAAUUUCUGCUUUCAUUGUCGAGCGAGCAUUUGGGGGAGUAACCAGUGGCCCUCCAGAGAAGAAGAUGGGGAUCAAGUGCUCCAAUACAGCUGAAGUUCACUUUGAUAACGUGAAAGUGCCUGCAGAAAAUCUGCUGGGGGGACUUGGGAAAGGCUUCAAGGUGGCAAUGAACAUACUGAAUAAUGGCCGUUUUGGGAUGGCAUCUGCCCUGGCAGGGACCAUGCGAGGAGUGAUUGUCAAAGCUGCAGACCAUGCUGCUAAUCGCACGCAGUUUGGAGACAAGAUAAGCAACUAUGGGGCUAUUCAGGAGAAAAUUGCCCGGAUGGCCAUGCUGCACUACGUCACAGAGUCAAUGGCCUAUGUGCUGAGCGCCAACAUGGACAUGAAGGUGACUGAUUACAAGCUGGAAGCUGCUAUCAGCAAGAUUUUUGCUUCAGAAGCAGCCUGGCAUGUCACGGACGAGGUCAUCCAGGUUCUCGGAGGAAUGGGAUACAUGCAGGAAGCAGGCAUUGAGAAGAUCAUGAGAGACUUGAGGAUUUUCCGCAUCUUUGAGGGCACCAAUGAUGUUCUCCGGCUGUUUGUGGCACUGACAGGGGUUCAGUACGCUGGGGGCUGCUUAAAGAACCUGCAAAAAAGCAUCAUGAACCCACCCGGGAAAGUGCGUGCUGUCCUCAGAGAAAUUGGAUGGAGAGCGAAGCGAAAAGUAGGGAUCCCUUCUGGCUUCUCUCUCCAGGGACUCGUUCAUUCAGACCUCGACAGCAGUGCAGUCCAGCUGAUGAAGGCUGUAGACCUGCUGGGGGAAGCUGUAGAGACCCUCCUCCUGAAGUUUGGCACCAGGCUAACAGGGCCAGCCGAGCCUUAUCUCUGAAACAAGCAUCUGCAGAACAUGAGAAACUCCUGUGCCGGACCUGGUGCCACGAGUACAGACACAGCUCCCUGGACAGCUAUGUGUGUGGGGAUCUCACCUCUGCUGAGCACGGUGUGAGGCCUUCUUCUGCACAGUUCAGAGCAUCCUGUCUGUUACCCAACUCUCCUUGCAUAACCCCUGGGACCAGCUGUUUUCACAGAUGACUGCACUGCUGUCAAAUUUGUUUGCUGGGCACCUGUUGGAAAAACUGUCAUGUCAGCUCCGAAUUAAUUGCACAGGCAUCUUUCACUUGUAAUGAGAUUUAAA